Lathyrus sativus (Indian pea) is the source of this 1368-nucleotide messenger RNA. Lineage: Eukaryota; Viridiplantae; Streptophyta; Magnoliopsida; Fabales; Fabaceae. The record is from the annotation of a GenBank genome assembly.
AUGACAAUCUCAUCCUCUGAGAACAAACAUGUGGUAGUAUAUGUUUUUCCCAUUGGUAGCCAUCCAAUUCCACUCUUGAGCCUUGUUCUCAAACUAGCACAUGCUUCACCAAACACAUUUUUCUCAUUCAUUGGCACCCAACAAUCUAAUCAACCUCUUUUUACAAAACCAAACAUCCCAAGUAACAUCAAGUUUUAUACUAUUAGUGAUGGUGUUCCAGAGGGUCAUGUACUUGGUUUCCACCCAAUUGAAAGAGUCAACUUUUAUCUUCAAGCUGGUCAUCAAAAUCUCCAAAAUGGAAUAGAUUUAGCAGUUGCUGAUACAAAAGAGAAAGUUACAUGCAUCAUUGCUGAUGCUUUUGUUGUUCCUUCUCUUGUUGUAGCUCAGAAACUCAAUGUUCCAUGGAUUGCCGUUUGGCCUCCUUUAUCAUGCUGUCUCUCUGCGCAUUUUCAUACUGAUUUUAUACGUCAAAAAUGUGCUGAGAACAAUGCUAAAGAUAGAUCUUUGGAUUUUCUUCCAGGUUUGUCUAAGAUGAGAGUUGAAGAUUUGCCGGAAGAUAUCAUCAACGUGGGUGAAGAUGAAGAGACACUAUUUUCAAAGACACUUGCUUCAUUGGGUGAAGUGUUGCCUAAAGCUAAAACAGUUGUUAUGAAUUUCUUUGAGGAAUUAGAUCCACCUUUGUUUGUGGAGGAUAUGAGAUCAAAGUUGCAGAAGAUGCUUUAUGUUGGUUUUCUCACUCUUUCAAUUCCUCUACCACCUUUGCCACCAUCUGAGAGUGAUGAAACUGGUUGUCUCUCAUGGUUGGACAAACAGAAGGGCACAUCAGUAAUUUAUGUUAGCUUUGGAACUGUAGUGACACCACCUCCAGAUGAGCUUGUUGCACUGGCAGAGGCAUUGGAAGAAAGUGGAUUUCCAUUUCUUUGGUCACUAAAGGAUCAUUUGAAGGGUGUUUUGCCACAAGGGUUUGUGGAGAGAACUAGUGAUGUUGGGAAAAUUGUUGCUUGGGUGCCUCAAACUCAAGUUUUGGGACAUGAUUCUGUGGGAGUGUUUGUGACUCACUGUGGAUGUAAUUCAGUUUUUGAAAGCAUUUCUAAUGGGGUGCCUAUGAUAUGUAGGCCAUUUUUCGGAGAUCAUGGAAUGACAGGAAGAAUGGUGGAAGAUAUUUGGGAGAUUGGUGUGAAGAUUGAAGGUGGAGUGAUUACUAAAAAUGGGUUGUUGAAGAGUUUGAAGCUGAUUCUUGGGAAGGAAGAUGGAAACAAAAUGAGAGAAAAUGCUCAAAAGGUGAAACGUACAGUGCUAGAUGCAGCUGGACCAAAUGGUAAAGCAGCACAAGAUUUCAAGACUUUGGUGGAAAUUGUUUCUAGCUGA